This is a messenger RNA of Lodderomyces oxycetoniae, 756 nucleotides long. RefSeq lists its product as uncharacterized. The coding region runs from base 1 to 756 and encodes 251 amino acids. The record is from RefSeq and is a predicted model, not a curated record. Gene Ontology annotation, biological process: RNA polymerase II preinitiation complex assembly; transcription initiation at RNA polymerase II promoter. Gene Ontology annotation, cellular component: transcription factor TFIID complex; nucleus. NCBI's taxonomy places the organism in Eukaryota, Fungi, Ascomycota, Pichiomycetes, Serinales, Debaryomycetaceae. Gene Ontology annotation, molecular function: transcription coactivator activity; protein heterodimerization activity. The transcript has a single exon.
AUGAAUUUAUCUACUUUAGAAAAGGAGGACGAGAAGAAGGAGGACUUUGACCGCGAUGACAGUAUGGAUGAGGAAGACGAAGAGCUAAUAUGGAGAGUUUUUUUCGGUGAGAUGGAGAGACAAGGAAGGCUAAGAGAUACCACCAAUAAUAAUGAAAGGAAUAGCACGGCUUCAGAACUUGCCGAUAUGAUUUAUCAGAGCAGCGAAGAUGAGGAAGACAAGGUAUCCAUAGCAUCAGAUAUUUUGCAGGGUGUUGACGAUCCAGAGCUUAUUGAACGGUUUAAUAAGGCCAAAAAGAUGGAUAUUGACAAGAAUCUUACCGAAGAAGAGCAGAAGAGAUUAAUGAUUACAAACUUAACUGACGACCAGAUGGAAAGGUUUGAGGCGUACCGUCGACUGACAAUAAAUAAAACAGGUAUCAAAAAACUUUGCAACUCGAUAGUUGGACACUCAAUACCGCAAGUAAUAGCAACUGUGAUGGCAGGAGUUACAAAGCUGUUUGUUAGUGAGGUCAUUAGUACUGCCUUAGAGGUUCGAGAACGAGGGCACAAGGCCAAACUCUUGAACGAUAUAGAAGAGAAAAAACUACAGAAGCUGCGGUUUGUCAGAGGGGCCAGUGAUAUCGAAGGACAGGUAAACUUCCUUCUGUAUGAUGGUGAUAAUCCAUCUCCACUAACUGCAAGUCACAUACGAGAGGCAUACAGAUUACUAAAACUUCAAAGCAGCGCAGCCCUGACUUUUCAAAGAGACCAUUGA